AACAGCUGUCCCUCCCUUUUCAUCCCUCCAUCUCUCUGUGUCUCUGUUUCUCUCUCUCUCCCUCUUCAAGCUCGGACCAAAUGGCUCAUCAAAUGGAUGGUUUCUCGGGUCCUAAUCUUCUGCCGCCAGUGCUGCCUCCGUUGCAGGAGGAGCAGCAGGUCGUUGCGGAAGAGGGGUACCACGGCCAUGUGGAGGAGGUUCGUGGCCAUGGCCACGGCGGCGCCGGCGGGCAGGGGAAGCUCCGCGCGAGGGGCCACUGGCGGCCCGCCGAGGACGCCAAGCUCAAGGAGCUCGUGGCGCAGCACGGCCCUCAGAACUGGAACCUCAUCGCCGAGAAGCUCGACGGCAGAUCAGGGAAGAGCUGUCGGCUGCGGUGGUUCAACCAACUUGACCCGCGGAUCAACCGGCGGGCGUUCUCGGAGGAGGAGGAGGAGCGACUGCUGGCGGCGCACCGCGCGUACGGCAACAAGUGGGCGCUCAUCUCCCGCCUCUACCCCGGCCGCACCGACAACGCCGUAAAGAACCACUGGCACGUCCUCAUGGCGCGCAAGCAGCGCGAGCAGUCCGGCGUGCUCCGACGACGCAAGCCCUCCUCCUCCUCGUCGAUCCGCGCACCGCUGCACUUCGCACCCGUCGUCGUCCUCCACCACCACCACCACGGCUCUCCUUCCCUGCCGUUCGACACCGCCGGCGCGCACGCACAGCACGUCGUUCCCGCGGCGGCAGCGACCACCCGUGCGUACAGCGGCGGCGAGUCCGCAUCCACCUGCACCACCGAUCUCUCCCUCGGCUCCGCCGGCACAGCUGUCCCCUGUUUCUACCAGAGUUACGACAUGGUCCCGCGCGCCGCCGCGCCCAAGCCGGCCGCGUUCGCGCUGGGCGCGCGCCCAGCCUUCUCUGCCCCGUCACCAGCGUGGCACCGGGCGGCGACCUCCGGCGACAAGCUUGCCCUGCCCUUCUUCGACUUCCUCGGCGUCGGCGCGACGUGACCAGAGUCUCGGAGGCUGUGCACAGGAGUAGAGGAGAGUAAUCGAAGAUCAAAGACUUUGUGAUAUCCAAAAGCAAUAUUUUUCCUGCCCAAGGGCCUCAAACAUGACAAUCUGACGUGGCUAAUGUCCCUCCUGGUAAUGUCGUGGACAUGGGAGUCUUUCAUUCCAGGAGGAACUACAAUUUCUGCAUCUGUUUUAAGGUAUCAGAUGAGCUCGACAUACAUCUCACUCCCAGCUUAAACACUGAUCAGUCUCUGUUUUCUCGUGCAGCUGCUCCGUUCUUGCAGCUGGGGAGUCCGUCAGGUUCGACGACGCGCCGCCGCUGCCGUAGCUGCCUCGCCUGCCUGCCUGAGAGCGUCAAGGCUUCCAUAUUUGUCUGCUGAGUUUUGAGCCGUGAGGCUGUGGAUGAUCCGGUGCAAUGGUUCAGGGAACAGAUGGAACUACGCUUUUGAUGUUCAUGUCUGAACGCCAGACUCUGCUUUCGCUUUUGGACCUAGCUAGCUGCUACCACUUGCUAAUCUACUCCCUUAACUGGAUCUUUAUCUCCAAGAGUUAGUUAUCUGCAUUGAAAUAUGCAGAGUUAUCUGCAAAGGAAACAAUAGAAGAGAUAGGACUGAGAAAAGCUACUAGAGCAGAGGAUCACCAAAUUUUUAAAUGGUUUAUUCUAAUCUUUUCACCAAAUGCAUAUCAAAUCAAC
Molecule: messenger RNA, 1686 nt
Organism: Phragmites australis (common reed)
Lineage: Eukaryota; Viridiplantae; Streptophyta; Magnoliopsida; Poales; Poaceae
Product: transcription factor CSA-like
Exons: 4
Coding region: 81-989 (302 amino acids)
Biological process (GO): regulation of DNA-templated transcription
Cellular component (GO): nucleus
Molecular function (GO): RNA polymerase II cis-regulatory region sequence-specific DNA binding; DNA-binding transcription factor activity, RNA polymerase II-specific
Source: RefSeq, a predicted model, not a curated record